Pleuronectes platessa (European plaice) is the source of this 1774-nucleotide messenger RNA. RefSeq lists its product as uncharacterized. Bases 1178 to 1630 code for a protein of 150 amino acids. NCBI's taxonomy places the organism in Eukaryota, Metazoa, Chordata, Actinopteri, Pleuronectiformes, Pleuronectidae. The transcript is spliced from 6 exons. The record is from RefSeq and is a predicted model, not a curated record.
GACGUGCAACGUGUACAUUCUAAUGACAGGACUAGGAAAUGCAGAGGAGGGAUAAGGUCCCACUGAGAUAAUUAGCAGAGACUCAAGAAUUUAAGAUAAAACAGGCAAAGUAAAUCAUAUAAAUAUAUAAUUAAUGAUACGUGAAAAUCAACCCUUUUUUAGUAUAUAUUUUCUUCACAAAUUAUAUUAAUGCCACUUGAUGUCGUUAUAUUUUUGAGAAAUAAUUUUGUUUGUAUUAUCAACUUUCAAAACAGCCACAACUAAGUGCUUCACAAAGAAGACAGACACAGACAAGAAUACAAAUCAUCAGUGAUAAGCAAAAUAAUACGGUAGUGUUUAGAAUCAGAGACAUUAAAAGAUAUAACAAUUUCAAUAUCGCUUGAAAUUAAUUGAAAGGAAACAAAACAGCUUUAAAAUAACAAGUCAUUCAGUAAAAGUAACUUUAUAGAGAAGAUUUGCAAACAGAAUUGAAGUUAAUAUAGUGGAGAUCUGAUCUGUGAUCUGCAGAAGCCUGAAGUUUCUUUCAGUCUCCAGUUUCUUGUCUAAACCAUGAACCCUGGACCCUGACCGUGACUUUUCAAAUGGUUUGUUUCUUGUUCCAAACCAACCUCUUCAUUCAUUCCCUUCUCAACCCUGAGCUCAGCUGUCGCCCCGUCAGGCGGAGACCGACUUGGAGGAUCUGCUGCGACAGUCACUGAAGGGGCCUCUGUUCCGGUCCUCUUCCGGGGGAGAAAGCAAGAAAACCUUUCUGCGUCACUAGAAGCUUCAGCGUCCGGCUCUCGUCCCGUCCACCCUCCGUCUGUCUGGACUCUUCUGUCCGAUGAUCUCAUCAGCUGUUACCUCAGCAAGUCAGGUGCUUACUGCUGACCCCUCCACUGGGACUUCUCCCAUCUUUCCCUCGGAGCAGGUUUGUUGCUGCUCUUCUGUUAAUGAGAUGAGCGACUCCUGCGUCUGGAGAUAAUCCUGUUGGAGGGACCACAGGUGUCAUCAGUUAAAUCCCCAUCAGAUUAACCGGUGGCAGAGCCGAGGUGCACACAGAACAAAACGAGAGGAGCAGUGGAUCGUGUCCCCACGAGACAACAAGAUUGAAGCCUCAUUCCUGCAUCAACACCCACAUUUGUCUGGGACCUAAAAAAAGACCCACACACAAAAUAAAAGAAGCCUCGACGCUGUGAGAAUGGAUUCCUUCAUGUCUCUGGGUGCUCCCCUGAAGCAGUUCACCAGCUGCGUGUCGGGGAAAAGCUCCCUGAACAAGAGAGGGGCCAAGAGGAGCGAGUCCGUCCGCAGGAGCAGCUUCACCCGCAGGUCGAGCAUCAGCAGGAGGAGAAGUCUCCCCUGCAGCAGCCAGAAAGUGCCCGACUCCUGGCUCAGGGUGUACCAGGCCGAGCUGAAGAGAGAAAGGAAACGACAACAAGCCAUUAUCGCCAAGAAGAACGCUGAGAGGGCCGUGAGGGGGACUCACUUCAGGAGCCACCACUGCCUGCCGAGGCAAACCUCCACAACCAGAAGAUCGGCCCCAGCCAAGGACAACUCCUUCUUCGGGGCCUUUCAGGGCCUGAGUCUGGACGGACGGAUGGGGGGAGCUCACGCUGCUCCUGCCCCAGGUGGAGAUCAGUGUUCAGUCAUGUGAGAGCAAGAGUUUCGAGGACAGAUUUCCUAUAUUGCUGUCCUGUCUUUAUUCUCCUGUAAAAAAGCAUUUAUUUAAAGAAAAAGACUGCAGUGCUUCUUCAUGAUUCCUUGAUAAUUUACAGGCUGUACACUGUCACUCUUCCUA